This is a messenger RNA of Maniola jurtina (meadow brown), 3822 nucleotides long. RefSeq lists its product as uncharacterized. Gene Ontology annotation, molecular function: nucleic acid binding. The record is from RefSeq and is a predicted model, not a curated record. Gene Ontology annotation, biological process: DNA integration. NCBI's taxonomy places the organism in Eukaryota, Metazoa, Arthropoda, Insecta, Lepidoptera, Nymphalidae. The transcript has a single exon. The coding region runs from base 1 to 3822 and encodes 1273 amino acids.
AUGGGGGUCACGACCAGAGCCUUACUUGACAGUGGAUCUCAGGGGUCUUUAAUUAGUACAGAUUUAGUGGGUAGGUUGGGCAUAUGUUUAGAUCCGUGCAGCGAACGGAUCAUGGGUGUUGGAGGUAUUGAAACAACCUCAACUAUAAUCGGUCGGUCUUCGGUGACAUUUUCUCCGAUAAAUAAAAGAUUUCCUAAAAUUACUACUCCUGUUUUGUGUAUGCAAACGGUUAUAGGAAAAUUACCUACGGUGACCUUGGAUGAUUCGGUGAAAGACCUAGCCACCGGCUUAAGUUUAGCAGAUCCCCACUUCCACCAGUCAUCGCCAGUGGAACUGCUGCUCGGUUCGGAUGUUUUAGGAUCUCUUAUGGGAGGAGAUAAAAUAAUUUUAAAUUCUAUCGGUCUUACGGCUUAUAACACUAUUUUCGGUUAUGUUCUACUUGGUCCUGUAGAACUCACUAAACAAUCUGAGUUGAUUGAUGAUUCGGAAGUCGUUGGUAUUUCGGUUUCGGACACUCUUCAAAGGUUCUGGGAGGUUGAGGAACCUCCAGAAACAUCCUCUCGGUCUGCUCCACUUGAUCUAGAGUGUGAACAGUUUUAUAAAGAUAAUACGUAUCGGUUGGAAAAUGGUCGGUUUGUCACGAAGUUGCCAUUUUUACCUAACAGACCCUUGUUAGGUGACUCGAAAACUAUUGCGGAAAAAAGAUUUUUGGCUUUGGAACGGAAACUUAUGAAAAAUUCGGUCUUACGAGAGAAGUAUAUUAAUUUUAUGCGUGAAUAUUUGGAUCUCGGUCACAUGUCGGUUUCGGAUUUUGAUUUUAAAGGCGGACAAGAAUAUUUUGUUAUACCACAUCAUGCGGUUUUUAAGGAUUCAGACGAAAAUGCGAAAGUACGCGUUGUUUUUGACGGUAGUUGCGUCACAAAUUCGGGGGUUUCUUUAAACCAGUGUUUACAUUCGGGCCCUAAAUUACAAAGGGAUAUUUCGGAGAUUUUGAUGAACUUCAGACGCCAUCGAGUUGUCUUUGUGACGGAUAUUAGGAUGAUGUUUCGGCAGACGCUUAUUGAUAAAUUGGACAGAAGGUACCAGCUCAUAUUUUGGAGAGAGUCUCCAGAUGAGCCCCUUCUUACCUAUGAACUUGGAACCAACACAUACGGGUUAAAAUCUAGUCCUUACAUUGCGAUUCGGACGCUUUUAGAGUUGGCUGAUCGAGAACGUGAUCGGUAUCCUCGGGCGGCUUCGGUUUUAGAGAACGACAUUUAUGUCGAUGAUAUUCUGUCGGGAUGCAGCUCACAAUCGGAAGCUCUUGAACUGCAACAAGAGUUAAUUCGGCUCAUGCAAUCAGGGGGAUAUGAAUUACGGAAAUGGAUCUCGAACGAUCCUGUUUUACUUCGGGACUUGCCUGACGAUCAUCAACAGGUGCCUCAUCUGUUUGAUAACCCAGACAUGCAAAGUUUAACUUCGGUUUUGGGGGUACAAUACAAUCCUGUAGAGGAUGUUUUUUCUUUUCGGACGGAUUUAACUCAUGGACCUUCGGUUACUAAACGGAAAAUACUGUCGACAAUUGCUCGCAUGUAUGAUCCAAGCGGGUGGAUCACUCCUGUUUUAUUUCGGGCUAAAUGUUUUUUGCAACGUCUGUGGCUUUCGGGUUUUACUUGGGAUGAACCUAUUACUGGGGAUUUAGAAAGAGAUUGGAUUAAUUUUAAAAUUGACCUCGCUCGGAUUGAAGAUGUUCGGAUUUCGCGAUGUAUGCUCCCACCAGCGGUAAAAAAUAUUACUAUGCACGGUUUUUCAGAUGCAUCGGAGGCUGGUUACGCAGCUGUUGUAUAUUUACGCGCCGUGGAUGACACAGAUAAUGUUUCGGUUCAUUUAGUAAUGGCCAAAAGUAAGGUCGCCCCAAUCAGAACACGUCUGACGAUUCCUAAAUUGGAGUUGUGCGGAGCCGUGCUUCUACUUAAGCUUCUGCAUCAUGUUUGCCUUUGUUUGCAAAGGACCAUCGAUGUUCACGAGGUAUUUGGUUGGACUGAUAGUUCUAUAGUUUUAGCUUGGCUUAAAACUCCACCUCAUACUCUUCAAGUAUUCGAGGCUAAUCGAGUUUCACAGAUACAAAAUUCUACAGUGCCAAUCACGUGGCGACAUAUUCCGGGCGAAUUGAACCCUGCCGACUGUGCUUCACGGGGCCUAACAGCUUCGGGUCUGGUAUCUCAUCCAUUGUGGUGGGGUCCGCGAUGGCUAACUUAUUCGGAAUCGGUUUGGCCUGCAUCAAAGGCUAAUCAGGUAUCACCUGCGGAUUUACCUGGGAUUCGGUGUUCGGUUGCUACAAAUUCAGAAUCACUCCCAGAUUUCGGUUUCCUCGUGGAGCGUUAUAGCUCCUUAGAUCGGCUUAUUUCGGUUACCGCGUGGAUUCGGAGAUUCAUUUUUAAUUGCCGUCGGAAUAAUAAUCGGAAUACUACGCCUUAUUUAACAACACAGGAUAGGAAGCACGCGUUGCUAAUGUGGAUCUCUCUAGUGCAGAGGGAUAGUUUCGGUGCAGAGAUUGAGAAAGUUCGGAAAGGCCAAACCUUGAAGGGGCAUUUGAGACGUCUCAACCCCUUCAUUGACUCGGACGGACUCCUUCGUGUUGGAGGACGCCUUCAACAUUCGGACUUACCUUAUGAAGCCAGACAUCCAUUGUUGCUUCCUAAAUCGGGACAUUUUAUUGAUCUGUUAAUUUCGGAUUCGCAUUUGAAAAAUUCACAUGUAGGCCCAAACGCUCUUUUAGCCAUAUUACAACGGGACUAUUGGAUUCUCUCGGCCAGAAGAGCGGUAAGAAAAAUCACAUUCAAAUGCAUUUCGUGCUACAAAUUAAAGGGACUCACAACCCAACCCUUGAUGGGAGAUCUGCCUAAAGACCGCGUUUUAGCGGCUAGACCCUUUCAAGGCGUGGGAACCGACUUCGCAGGUCCAUUUUAUGUAAAGUCUCAUAAGUUGCGGAAUCCAAAGGUCACCAAGGCCUAUUUGUGCGUAUUUGUAUGCCUGGCCACUAAGUCCGUCCAUUUAGAAUUAGUUUCGGAUUUGUCUUCGGAGGCCUUCAUCGCCUGUCUCUCUCGCAUGACCUCGCGACGCGGUUUUCCAGCGAUCAUUAGGUCAGAUUGUGGGUCAAAUUAUAAGAGCAGUGACAGAUAUUUAAAGGAAGUUUUCCAAUUUUUGGAACAAAAUCGAUCACAAAUCGGUCAUGAUUUAGCUCGGCGCGGUAUAACCUGGCUCUUCGAUCCUCCCGCGUGCCCGUCGUGGGGCGGUUUAUUUGAGGCGGCCGUAAAGUCGGCCAAGACGCAUUUAAAACGUACUAUUGGGGAAACAACUUUGACCUUCGAGGAACUUAGUACGGUUUUCUGCAAAAUCGAAGCAGUCUUGAAUUCACGGCCUUUGUGCCCUCUGUCUUCGGACCCAAAUGACCUAGAGGUUCUGACCCCAGGUCAUUUUCUUAUCGGACAACCGCUAACAGCGCUUCCAGAGUACCCCUUUCAGGAUGAAAAGACGUAUAAAUUAUCUCGCUUUCAGUUGCUACAGCAACUAUCUCAAAGAAUUUGGCAUCGGUGGCAUUUGGAAUAUCUUCACACCCUACAACAGCGAUUGAAGUGGACUGACCCAGCUGUCCCACCUAAAGUUGGGGAUUUAGUUUUACUAAAAGAGGACAAUGCGCCACCUCUUCAAUGGCGCCGCGGUCGGAUAGUAGCGUUGUAUCCUGGGAAGGACGGCGUGGUCAGGCUCGCAGAUGUACGGGUAGCGAAGGGUACAGUUUUGCAACGGGCAAUCUCCAAAUUGUCUCGUUUGCCCUUAGAUUAG